AAAAAAAAUUUAAAGGUCGAGGCGCCACGAACGAAGCUGUAGAAGCUUCCUCACCAUGCCCAUCGUCGCCCAAAUCCUCUACCCCGUCACCUCCUCGCACCCACAUCGAACCCUAGCGCCCAAUUGCCGCAUCCUCUCCCUCCUCUCUCACCACCCUGCUUCUCUUCGAUCGAGUCGCCCUCGGAGGAGAUCCGUCAAUGUUUUUCGAAGGGGAAGUAGUGGGAGGAAGGUGAUGGACGUUACUGGAUUGAGCUCCGGUGAUGGCGUACCGGGCGAUGGGUUCGUUAAGAAAAGAAAAAUUGUGGAGCAUAUUUUUCUUCUAAAAGCAAAGGACGAUCUUACAGAGCACGACGAAAAAGACAUGCUCGAUUAUUUAUAUACAUGUCAAUAUCAGAUGAGUGGAAUUCUUGCAAUAUCAUUAGGGCGAAUAGAAGUUCCAAAUACAGAUAACUUUACUCAUGCACUAUAUAUGCGUUUUCAGAAAAAGGAAGACCUAGCAAAAUUCUACAAGAACUCUUACUAUUCUAAAAUUCUUAGGGAGCAUGUGACACCGUUUUCCUAUGGCUCAAUAUCGGUGGAUUAUGAAUCUGAAGUAGAAGAUGAUAUUCUUCCUAUAUUUCGGAGGGGAGAGGAAUUUAACUAUGGCGUAGAGUGUGUGCUUUUGAUAUCCGUUGUAGAGUCUGCAUCUAGAGAAGCAGUAGAAGAUGCAGUCGCUACUUUUCAGAACUUGAUUGGGCAAUUCAGUUCCUUUAUCGUGCAGGCUACAUUUGUGUCCGUUUUAUCCUCAGCGGCUAUCUCAAGUUAUGGAUAUCCUGAGCGGCUUUCUCAAGUUACCCAUGUUGCAAUCUCAAUCAUGCUGACAAUGAAUAUACUCAUGCUGCAGUCAUACGCUUCCCAUCAUAUGUGGAGGUCGAAGUUUCUUCCUAUAACAAGAAAAGCACUUCUAAUGCAUUUUACUGUAGAUCCCGUGGGAACGGAGUUGAUGUAACAUGGAUGGAUCAUUUGUUCUCUUUAAACAGAUACAGAAAAGCCAAAGAUCAAGCUGAGUUGCAGCAGCAAUACACAGUAACUAUUGUUGCAUGUAUUUCUUAAUGGAUACACCCAAUCCAACACCAACCAGGUUUGUCAUACCAGUAGAUCAUAUACCAGCCUAGUUGUAGUUAUUCAAUUAUCGCUACGAUGCAGCAUUAUCCUCAUCUAAUACAGUUGGGUGAUUACAAAAUAAACUACAUCAUGUUGUUCCUAUAAAUCAACUAAUGUGAAAAAAGCCAAGCCUAUGGCUUUCCCCUCUCUAUAAUAUAUCAUCUCCUCUUCACUGCAACAUGAAUUCUCAUCAGUUGUGCAGUGGAUUUGGACCCUGAGGCACCACUCUUUUGGAAACUUCAUAGAUUCGCCUACAUUCGUCGUCAUCUGAUGGCUCCUGCGAUGGCGAUACUUCAGAGGAGUAAUACAUGGAUGACCUGGAGCUGUCGCCUUUCCACCGCUCGCCCUCGCUGAUCAGAAUUCUCUUGCCAUGACUGAGGCAGGUAAAUUUCGCGGCCAAUAGUAGCACCAGGGGGAUUAGUAACAUAUGUGGUAGCCACAACUUUUUGAGUCUCAUGCCUGUAAUUGAGGUGAGGAGAGAAAAGUGUAGAGAGAGAGUGAGAGAGAGGGAGAGAGAUUAGCUUACUUGGUUUAUGAGCAGAUGAGAACUGGAUCUAUUUAUUUGGGGAAUCUACUCUACUUGAUGAGUUAAAAAGUGCAGAGACAUCAUGAGGAGGUUGGUAUUUGCUAUUUUUUCUCGUGGAAUAAAUGAGAAGCCCUUGUAGUGAUGGA
Ananas comosus (pineapple) is the source of this 1815-nucleotide messenger RNA. Its product is annotated as stress-response A/B barrel domain-containing protein UP3-like. The record is from RefSeq and is a predicted model, not a curated record. Bases 56 to 988 code for a protein of 310 amino acids. Lineage: Eukaryota; Viridiplantae; Streptophyta; Magnoliopsida; Poales; Bromeliaceae. The transcript has 10 exons.